AUGGAGAAACCGGUGGUUGAUGGGGAGCGCCUAGAGCGUGGCCCUGCGCGCCGUGCGGAGACGGAUGAUGUGAGGGCGAGGGCGAGGGCGAGGGCGGGGCUGGGCUGGGCGGGGCUCGACGAGGGCGGGGCCAGCGAGGCAGAGAUGGGGAAGAGGGAGGAGGGGGGAGAGGGGAAUGCUACGCAGUCGGUCGUGUGGUGGCAGAGGGCAGCUGCGGGGGCGUCGAAACCUCGGGGUCAGGGCGACGGCGACGGCGACGGCGACGGCGAGGGGCGUGUUGGGGUGCUGGGGUGUUUCAGGCGCAGAGGCAGGGCGUGGGGGUGGCGAGGCAAGGCGAGGCGAGGCGAGGACGCGGGGCAGAAGCGCGGGGGCUGA
Molecule: messenger RNA, 375 nt
Organism: Heterobasidion irregulare TC 32-1
Lineage: Eukaryota; Fungi; Basidiomycota; Agaricomycetes; Russulales; Bondarzewiaceae
Exons: 1
Coding region: 1-375 (124 amino acids)
Source: RefSeq, a predicted model, not a curated record